UCGCCUCUGACAUCGACGAAGCUGCCCACCUCGUGGUGGACAUCGGAAAUCGGUGAGCAGCAAAGCACGUAGCACCGAGAGCAUCGGCCGUCUGCGACUGUCCUUCAAGUGACCUUUCCCUAACAGGUGUGACUGCGCCUCUACAGAUAUUCCGUGGCCGAUUUCACAUAAGAGGAUAAUGGAUAAGGCGGUGCUGGACCGGCGCAAGGAAUCGAGCGCUGUGCCCCUGGCGAGCAGCGGGUGCACCACGCCUGACGACCCGGGACUCCUGGAAGCCAGCUAUCCGUUCGCCCUCGUACUCAGACUGCGCGUUUUGCAGAUCGUGUGCGGCAUCUCGGCCAUGGUGAUGGGCACGGUGACGUUCAUCGAGGAGCAGGGCGCUCUCAACCUCGGACUGGGAAUUCCCGCCGGCGCAGCCACCGUGGCCGCUGCAGCGGCCAGCAUCCACGUGAGCCGCGGCUUCGGCGGCUACCGCCCCCGCGGCCCGUCCCGCUGCCAGCGCUUCCUGGGCCCCCGCUGGCCCGUGGCCGCGCUCUGGGGCUGCGCAUGCGCUCUGCACGCCGCGCUGCUCGUCCAGGCGGCGCGCACCGCCCUCGCGCCCUCCGCCGCCGCCGCGCACGGCGGAGACCCUGAUGCCGGCAACCUGGCUGUGCUCGCCGCGGUGAGUGGCCACACUAGAAGCGACGCUGAGACGUAG
This is a messenger RNA of Schistocerca serialis cubense, 697 nucleotides long. RefSeq lists its product as uncharacterized. The transcript is spliced from 5 exons. The record is from RefSeq and is a predicted model, not a curated record. NCBI's taxonomy places the organism in Eukaryota, Metazoa, Arthropoda, Insecta, Orthoptera, Acrididae. The coding region runs from base 179 to 697 and encodes 172 amino acids.